AUGAGUCGACGGGAAGAAAAAGACGACCUAGUGCAUCAUGUGAACGAUGUGCCAAGCAUUCCGACUAUUCUUCUGCUCGGCUUCCAGCAAAUGAUGAUCUGCCUUUCGAUGCUCCUCGUCAUUCCUUUCUUGAUUUCGGAGAUGGUUUGUCCCGGCGAUAAGGAGACCGAGAUACGGUUCGUCGUCAGAAUGAUCCUUUUUGUUCACUCGAAUUGCAUUCAGAGUCCACUUGAUUUCUGCCUCCUUCGUCACUUCUGGAAUAGCGACGCUUCUGCAGACGACGUUCGGAAUGCGGUGAGAGUUUCAUUAUGAAAGAGCUCUCCUCAAGAAGUUCCGAUUUGAAGACUGGCAAUCCUCCACGGUCCUUCAUUCGCAUAUCUCCCCGUUCUGAAUACUUUCCAGGCAACUUACCCUUGCAACGCAAGCACGGAUACGAGUGAAUGGCAGCACAAAAUGCAGAUGGUACCUCUAGAUUCCUUUUAAAUUCAUCCUAAGAUCCCUAGAUAUCCGGAAGUUGCCUCGUCGCCGUUCUCGUAAUGCCUUUGAUGGGUCUCACGGGCCUCAUCGGCCUGCUUUCCCGCUACAUCGGACCGAUAACAAUCGUGCCGAUCAUGAGUCUUCUGACCAUCAGUGCCGUUCCGGACGUCGAGCAGAAGAUGUCAUUGCAUUGGAUGGCUUCUGUGUAACUUUUCCUCUUCUGACGUUCCGGUCACCUGCAAUCUUUCAGAGAGUUUCUCAUACUCGUGGUGUUCAUUGUACUCCUGGAAGAGUGGGAAAUGCCUCUUCCCGCGUAUUCCUUCCGCAAGAAGAAGUUCUUUUUUGUGAAACGAAGAAUCCUGAGUCAGUUCCCAGUAAGCUCAUAAUCGAUUUCCAUGAAUCGAACUCAAAUUUCAGUACAUAAUCGGCAUAGCAAUCGGAUGGUUCAUCUGCUUUAUUCUAACCGUUAGCAAUGUGAUUCCGAGGGACAGUCCCGCCCGAACGGACCAGAACUUGAGUCUUCAAACGCUUCGGAGCACUCCGUGGUUCCAUGUUCCCGUUCCCGGACAGUACGGAAAGCCUUCAGUCGAUGUCUCUCUUCUUUGCGGCUUCAUCGCUUCUAGCUUUGUAGCAAUGAUUGAAAGCAUCGGCGACUACAGUAAACCUUCCCUCCGUCUUUAAAUUGUACAGUUUCUUGUAUUCAGACCUCUGCGCAAAACUAUCGAAGCAAGGAAGGAUCCCGUCCUCCAAUCUGAACAGAGGGUUCGUCGUCGAAGGCAUCGGAUGUAUGCUCUCUUCGUCGUUCGGAAUCGGCACCGGCAUCACUACGUACGCAGAGAACAUCGCUAUCAUGUCGGUCACCAAAGUGGCCAGUCGUAUCACAAUGCAGGUCGCCGGGUUAUUCCUUCUCAUUGCGGGGGUCUUCCCCAAGAUCUCAGCUGUCCUUUCCAUGAUCCCCGAGCCUGUCGUCGGCGGCGUUUUGGCAAUUGGCAUCUGUAUGGUGAACGGAGUAAUGCUGAGGAACUUGACGGUCUGCUCGGAGUGCCAAAGAUGUGAAUCCCUUUUUCGGAUUUCAGACCGUCGACCUCCGACUUUCACGGAAUUUGACAAUAGUGGGAAUUGCCAUCAUAAUGGGAUUGACAGUUGCGAUGCACUUCGAAAAUAACCCAUUGAGAACUGGACACAAGACUGUGGACGACGUGUUCGGAACUCUUCUCACUAUCCGAAUGCUCAUUGGAGGCAUUAUUGCGUUCACUUUGGAUAACAUCACGCCUGGUAUUUAAACAAGAAUUCUUCCCUUCAACUUCAAUCUGAUCCUUCAGGCGCCACACGUGAACAGCGAGGAUUCAGAAGCGACGACGAAGACGGAGAGGACGGAAUUCCCGUGGAACACAAUGGAUUCGCAUUGCCCACGUGGAUCAACAGGUAUUUUGAAGUGACAAUGUUCGUUUACUAUUAUUAUUAUUUUAGACUUGUUCUCAAAGUGCGCUGGCUGACAUACUUGCCGCUGGUUCCAUCUCGAGAUGAAAUAUUAGAUAUUGAAGAGAAACGAAUGGAAAUUAAAUACAAGCUGUAA
This is a messenger RNA of Caenorhabditis sp. 36 PRJEB53466, 2053 nucleotides long. The record is from the annotation of a GenBank genome assembly. Lineage: Eukaryota; Metazoa; Nematoda; Chromadorea; Rhabditida; Rhabditidae.